Molecule: messenger RNA, 4669 nt
Organism: Hemiscyllium ocellatum (epaulette shark)
Lineage: Eukaryota; Metazoa; Chordata; Chondrichthyes; Orectolobiformes; Hemiscylliidae
Product: zinc finger protein 271-like
Exons: 2
Coding region: 313-1494 (393 amino acids)
Source: RefSeq, a predicted model, not a curated record
GGGGCGGGGUUAAGGGGAGCUGAUGUUAGGUUGGUCUGGAGGGUCCCUGUAUCCAGGAAGAGGAUAUGAGAAGAGCAGCUUUGCAGGUAGAGCUCCCCAACGGAGUACCAUGUGAAGGUCUGACAGAGCCCCUUGAUUCGUGGGACAGGAGAGACGUCCCUCUUUCAGUCCAGAAGGGGCAAAUUCUUUGAACGUUUUUGUCUGCUUCAGUAGGCUCUUAAAGUAUCGUCUUUACCUGAACCACAGGGGCACGUGCCUGAGCCAGUUUGCCCACUGUGGGGAAAGGAAGUCUCAGGAGGCAUUCCGCGCGCCAUGGAGAAACCGUGGAAGUGUGGGGAUUGCGGGAAAGGAUUCCGCUCCCCCUCCAAGCUGGAGAUCCACCGCCGUGUCCACACCGGGGAGAGGCCGUUCAGCUGCUCGGUGUGCGGGAAGGGCUUCAGCGACUCGUCCACCCUGCUGACCCACCAGCGGGUCCACACCGGGGAGCAGCCCUUCACCUGCUCAGUGUGCGGGAAGGGCUUCACCCGGCUGUCCACCCUGCUGACCCACCAGCGGCUCCACACCGGGGAGAGGCCGUUCGCCUGCUCCGAGUGCGGGAAGGGCUUCAGCGACUCGUCCACCCUGCUGCGGCACCAGCAGGUCCACACCGGGGAGAGGCCCUUCACCUGCUCCGUCUGCGGCAAGGGCUUCACCCAGUCGUCCACCCUGUUCUCACACCAGCGGGUCCACACCGGGGAGAGGCCGUUCAGCUGCUCCGUCUGCAGCAAGAGCUUUACCCAGUCGUCCACCCUGUUCUCACACCAGCGGGUCCACACCGGGGAGGGGCCGUUCAGCUGCUCCGUCUGCAGCAAGAGCUUUACCCAAUCGUCCACCCUGCUGACCCACCAGCGGGUCCACACCGGGGAGGGGGCCUUCACCUGCUCCGAGUGCGGGAAGGCCUUCACUAAGUCGUUGAAACUGAAGUCCCACCAGCAGGUCCACACCGGGGAGCGGCCCUUCACCUGCUCCGUCUGCGGCAAGGGCUUCACCCGCUCGUCGCACCUGCUGCGGCACCAGCGGGUCCACACCGGGGAGCGGCCCUUCACCUGCUCGGUGUGCGGCAAGAGCUUUACCCGCUCGUUCAACCUGCUGGCCCACCAGCGGGUCCACACUGGGGAGCGGCGCUUCACCUGCUCAGUCUGUGGCAAGGGCUUCCCUCACUCGUCCACCCUGCUGCAGCACCGGCAGGUCCACACCGGGGAGCGGCCCUUCACCUGCUCCGUCUGCGGCAAGGGCUUCCCUCACUCGUCCGACCUGCUGCGGCACCAGCAGGUCCACACCGGGGAGAGGCCGUUCAGCUGCUCGGUCUGCGGCAAGAGCUUUACCCGCUCGUCCGACCUGCUGGCCCACCAGCGGGUCCACACCGGGGAGAGGCCGUUCAGCUGCUCGGUCUGCAGCAAGAGCUUCACCCGCUCGUUCAACCUGCUGGCCCACCAGCGGGUCCACACUGGGUAGCGGCCCUUCACCUGCCUGGUCUGCGGCAAGGGCUUCCCCCAUUCGUCCGGCCUCCAGAUCCACCAGUGGGUCCACACGGGGGAGCAUCCUUCCGAUAGACCAGAAGUGCACAUAAUACAGAGAAACUUCGAUUAUCCAGAAUUAGAUGAACCAGCACGGUGGCUCAGUGGUUAGCGCUGCUACCUCACAGUACCAGGGACCCAGGUUUCAUUCCUGCCUCAGGCGACAGACUGUGUGGAGUUUGCACAUUCUCCCCGCGUCUGCGUGGGUUUCCUCCUAGUGCUCCGGUUCCGUCCCACAGUCCAAAGAUGUGCAGGUCAGGGUGAAUUGGCCAUGCUAAAUUGCCCGUCGUGUUAGGUAUAUUAGUCAGAGGGAAAUGGGUCUGGGUGGGUUACUCUUCGGAGGCUCAGUGUGGACUGGUUGGGCCUGUUUCCACACUGUAAGGGAUCUAAUCGUCAAGCGACUGAAAUACACCCUGCAUGUGUCCUUUGGAUAAUCGAGGUUCCUGUGUAUUCCAAAAGUGGCCUAACCAACGUCCUGUCCAGACCCCAACCCCUAUACUCAGUGCUCUGGCCAUAAAGUGAUCUGUAGAAUCUGCGGGACUUGCUUAAUCCUGGAAGGUAAAUCACGUGUUUCUCCUUCUCUUGCAGGUGGAUCCAAGAUUUCACUCUCUGUCCCAUUGAGUCUCCAGUCAGGUCCUUCAGCUCAACUGGUCUCUCUCAGUAUUUCUGACCCAUGUGAGCCUCUACGCACCUCCCCUUCACUUGCUCACACUUGAUUUCCCUUACAGCAGCAUUCCCUUCAGUUCCUUUCUCCCUGACGUCUGUAUCCAGCUUCUCCUUAAAUGCCGUCCACCUCGACCUGCUACUGUGGGGGCCAUUCCCGCUGCAGACAGAGGUCUCUCCUUUGUAACCUCUUCAAAAGAUUAACCGCUGACUUCCCCCUUCAGUCUUUUCCAUUUCUGGGUCUCCCCGCUGUUGCGAAACUUGGAAUGGUUCAGAAAAGAUUUACAAGGAUGUUACCAGGGUUGGAGGAUCUGAGCUACAGGGAGAGGCUGAACAGGCUGGGGCUGUUUUCCCUGGAGCGUCGGAGGCUGAGGGAUGACCUUAUAGAGGUUUACAAAAUUAUGACCGGCAUGGAUAGGAUAAAUAGGCAAAGUCUUUUCCCUGGGGUUGGGGAAUCCAGAACUAGAGGGCAUAGGUUUAGGGUGAGAGGGGAAGAUAUAAAAGAGACCUACAGGGCAACUUUUUCAUACAGAAGGUGGUGUGUGUACGGAAUGAGCUGCCAGAGGAUGUGGUGGAGGCUGGUACAAUUACAACAUUUAAGAGGCAUUUGGAUGGGUAUAUGAAUAGGAAGGGUUUGGAGGGAUAUGGGCCGGGUGCUGGCAGGUGGGACUAGUUUGGGUUGGGAUAUUUGGUCGGUACGGACGGGUUAGACCGAAGGGUCUGUUUCCGUGCUGUACAUCUCUUGACAAAGCCUUGUCUGAGGGUGAAAUGUUGUCAUUCCCGUUGAUGCGGGUGGUCCCCUGUCUGUUGUCCUUUUUGUUUCCUUUCUCGGAAAGGACGUCGCGGACAUGGGCAGCGUUCCCGAGCCCCGCUCCGGAACGGGUUGUUCCGUCCUCUUCCAGGCCCCGGGGUGGGGGGAAGGGGCAGCUUGAGUGCAGUGGGAGAGUGGGCCAUUCACUGGGAGGGUGCCAAUGGGACGGGAGAGCGGUACCGGUAAUGGGGCGAGGGGGAGAUGCCUCAGACCGCCAGAAACACUGGGGCAGCUGCUCGCGUGCUCCUUUUGGAUCUCACAGCACAGGGAGGCCAUUCAUCUGAUUACCUCCCCGUCUCUGUCUCUCUGGCUCUGUCUCUGGCUCUCUCUGUCUGUGUCUCUGCGUCUGCCUCUGCGUCUGUCUGUCUCUCUGAGGUGACAGCGGGUUCCAGCAUAUUGCUGCUUGCUGGGUAAACCUGUUUUUCCUCUGUUUUCCCCCUCUCUCUCCUGCUCAAACCCCUGACCUUCAGGCCGCCCCUGACCUUGUCACUAUCAGUGAAUAGGGAACAGCUUUUCUUCCUCCACCUUAUCUGAACCUAUCACAAUCUUCCCCACUUUCACCAGUUGUAUCUGUGUGUGACCCUCUCUUUCUGUGUCUCUUUCUCUCCUAAGCCCCCUCCCUCACCACAUCCCAUUUACCCACCCCCUCCUGUCAUGCUCCCACUUUCAAACGGUCUCGUUGUGUUUUCACUGCCUCUUCCCCAUCGUUUCCGUCAAGCACCUCAUCUCACGCUUAGAACCCCUGCAGUGUAGGAGCAGGCCCUUCAGCUCAUCCAACCCACACCUCCCCCAGACCUCUGCCUGUAACCCUGCAAUUCCCAUUGACUAACCCACCUAGCCUACACAUCCCUGGGCACUAUGGGUAAUUUAGCACGGCCAAUGCCCCCUAACCUGCACAGCCCUAGGCACUAUGGGUAAUUUAGCACGGCCAAUGCCCCCUAACCUGCACAGCCCUAGGCACUAUGGGUAAUUUAGCACGGCCAAUGCCCCCUAACCUGCACAUCCCCAAACACUAUGUAAUUUAGCACGGCCAGGCCACCCAAACCUGCACAUCCCUGGAUAGUAUAGGACAAUUUAGCCUGGCCAAUCCACCCUCACCUACACAACCCUGGACACUAUGGGUAGUUUAGCCUGACCAAUCCACCCAAACCUGCACAUCCCUGGAUACUAUAGGACAAUUUAGCCUGGCCAAUCCUACACUAAGGGUGGAUUGGCCAUGCUAAAUUACCCAUAGUACCCAGGGAUGUGUAGGUUAGGGUCGAUUGGCCAUGCUAAAUUACCCAAUCCUACACAUCCCUGGGUACUGUUAGGAUAAAAUAGGUCAAGGGAGGGUGGAGCUAUAGCUGCUGUUUGGGGAAUUGAAACUGUAGCUGUAGCUGCUACUUGGGAAAUCGAAACUGUUGCUUACGUGGCCAGCUCAGCUGCCAACGCCCAAAUGAGCUCAAUAACAGGAAACGCCUAGCAAACGCGAAAUGUCCUAAUAAGGCAAUGCUUAGUAGCUCCGCGAAGCUCUGCUUAGCAAAGAGUAUAUCAGGAGCAGAUUUGGGAGGGGAAGGCAGAACGUGCCUUCUCCAGUGAAUGCAUGGUGAUUCACUGUAUCAGCUACGAUUCUGCAAUAAAGCCUGCUUGUGCCAAACAA